CUUAUAGAGAUCCAAACUAUUGUUUUUAAAUGGGAAUAUUUCCUUUUUACAAUAAAUUAUUUAUUUAUUAUUUUUUCUGAAAACAUAACAAUAGUUAUAAUUAAAUAGAGUUAUUCAAUUUAUGCUCCAAGGAUAAUAUUGGUCCAUGAUAAUGGAUUUGAAAGAUAUGAGGGCUUUGGAAACUUGACAGUUUUAGAAAUUAAUAUUAAUCUAUAAACAUUUACAUUAAAAUUUGGAAAAUUUAAAAAUAUGGUCUUAAAUUAUCAUAAUUAAAUGAAAAAGUGUGGAUGAAUAUGCCUAUUGGUGAAUCACUUUAUACUUUAAAUUUUUAAACUGUUCAACUUCUAUCAUAAUAUAAUUUGUAACUAUGGUAAUUAAAAUAUAGAUAAUAAGACAACGAGAAAAAGUAUUUUUAUAUUUACCAGUUAUAACACUAUUGUUACUCAAAUUACCUAUGAAAAAUAAUUUUUUAUUUUUAUUUGUUAGUUCUUUUAUAGUUUAUAGCAUUGAAGAUGUUACGGAUUCAAUUUGAAAUUUUUAACUCAAACAUAAAGAAAUAUGUGUUUAUAAAUUUAGCAAUAUGUAUUGUUUUGACGUAUUUCGAAUUAACAAAUUCAGUAAACUUUAUUACAAUCUUCAUUGUCGUCGGAGCUCUGUUAAAGGGGAAAACCAUUUCUGCUAUGCCUUACGCACUCAUCCUAACGGCAAUUGGAUACGUGUUUGACAUUUUUUCUGUUUUUUUCAGCACCAAUGAUUCUGAUAGUUCGAAUUAUGGCUAUAUCAAAUUCUUCUAUUGUAUUAUGCAAAUUUUCACCCUCAUAUACAUGCUCUUCUACAUAUUGAUGUUAUAUUGUUAUUGGUUGCAUUCCAUGACUGUGGCUCAAAAAAAACAAAUAAGACUUCAAUUGGGCUUAUACGACGUGGAUAAGAGAUAGAAUCGUCAAUAAUCCUGUUCAGAAGGAAAAAUAUUAACUAUAUAUAUAUAAAUAUACAAUAUACGAAAUAUGGUGUGAUACGUUUGGAGUUAACCGACUAAUAUAAUUUAUAUUUUUAAA
Messenger RNA from Aphis gossypii (cotton aphid), 1055 nucleotides. RefSeq lists its product as uncharacterized. The transcript has 5 exons. The record is from RefSeq and is a predicted model, not a curated record. NCBI's taxonomy places the organism in Eukaryota, Metazoa, Arthropoda, Insecta, Hemiptera, Aphididae. The coding region runs from base 513 to 935 and encodes 140 amino acids.